GUUCACCACCAUUGACGCCCUGACGUCCUCAUUGCUGCACGGCUCUGUUCGGUUCUGCACGGCUCGCUUCUGGUUCUCGGUUUAUGUGCCACUAGUAUUGAAAGAAAAAGAUGCCAGCCACCCGCUCCAAGACUCUGGCAGCCCGGCCUCCAUCGACCAGGAUGAGUUUGAGGAGCUUCCGCAUCUUGCCUCUGGUUCCCAUGGAGACGUCCUCUUCUUCCUCUGAUGACAGUUGUGAUAGCUUUGGCUCCGAUGGAGGCUUUGCAAACACGAGGGGCUGCUUCAGACCGACGAGGAGGACGCCGGAGAAACCAAGGACGUUUAAGGCUUCAUCGGAGGAGGAUGCGUGCAGCGUGUUUGAUGAGAGUGUCAUCAACAGCCAGAUGGAGGCCAUGAAAGUAGACUCUGAACCUCUGAGACGUGGCCACCUGAAGGUUGCCAUGACAUUCCCCACCAAGAAGACGGGUAAGAAGAGGCCUGCAUCCGAACCACUCCCUCAAAAUAAAGUACAGGACUCCGACUCUGAGGGAGAGGAGAACUUCAUGAGCAAGAGAGCCCUUAAUAUUAAGGAGAACAAAGAAAUGCUGGCGAAGCUCAUGGCAGAGCUGAACAAAGUACCCGGUAUUUUCCCAGGACGGAUGGCAAUGUCUGCAUCUACUACGCCUCGCCGGUCAAUGGGAAUUCCAGGAUCUCGUCGGAGAAACAUUGAGCGUUUGUCUCGUCCCCAAACGCGGUCCCGCACACAGGUGAACGGACCCCCCAUCCCAACUCCAGAGGAAGAGCCCGAGGACGGCUUCAGCCUGGUUCGCAGAAGCCGCUACUUUGAGGAAAUUUGUGAUCCGCCCCGCUGCCGCACCUCCAAUAGCGCAAAGGCCGUCCCUCAUGUCGUGCGGCCUGUGGAUGACAUCACAGAAUCAGAGCUGCAGAGCAUCUGCAACAACGUGCGGGAGAAAGUCUACAACCGCUGCACUGGAUCCACUUGCCACCAGUGCCGCCAGAAAACGAUCGACACCAAAACCCACUGUCGUAAUCCAGAGUGUGUGGGGGUGAGGGGGCAGUUCUGCGGCCCCUGUCUUCGGAACCGCUACGGAGAGGAGGUCCGUGACGCUCUUCUGAAUCCGGAGUGGCUCUGCCCGCCAUGCAGAGGGAUCUGUAACUGCAGCUUCUGUCGGGCCAGAGAUGGUCGCUGUGCCACAGGAGUGUUGGUGUACCUGGCAAAAUACCAUGGAUUUGACAAUGCGCACGCUUACCUGAAAAGCUUGAAGAAGAAGCUGGAAGAGUGUGGCGAGUGAAAUGUGGACCUGACUGACAUACUCUGGGAUCGUUUGUACCAGUCCAGAUAUUCAUGGUGUUUCAAGCGUCAUAACGCAAUGCUAAUUGUUGUCCAUGUUUAUAAAAUGAUCAUCUGACAUCUGGAGGAGGGCCAUGCAGCCUGUUCUCUCUCGCCUACAGCUUGCUUUGUUUUUGUUUUAAAGAGCUGAGACGGGUUGAUUGUAAACUACGGUGGACCAAAACAAAUUUUAGGAAGAUGUCUCAUACAUGAUUGUUGUCCGAACAUUCCUAUGGAUCUUUAAAUGUUUUAAGACAAAUUAUGAACUCGUAGGCAAAAAAAUACAGGCUCGUUCAGAUGAUCUACUGUAUUUUAACAUUGUUUUAAAUGUACAGAUUUUACACUGCAACUAUGAAUGUCUUUUUAUUCAUAGUUGCAAAUGCUUGUGUUUUUACAAGUUUUGUAAAUCUGCUGAAAAUGUAAAAAAAACACACAAAACGUUUGCUUUAGUUUGGAUGUUCUGCAGAAAUGGCCCAGUGAUCUGCAUGCCACUGAGGUGGUGCAGGUGGAAAGGGCAUAGACUCUGGGGUCCACUGCCUCUCACUUUUAAACCGAGAGGAACUGUGUGAUAUACUACAGCGCCUGGUUAAAUAUCCUUCAUUAGAUAACUGUCACUAAUGGUGUGGAAACAAUUAGCACACUCUAAUGGGAAUCUCAUACCUGUAAAUCAUUUUAUCCUGUUAAAGCACAUUCUCGCUCUGCUCCAGUCUCUUUGGCUCAUUUUCUACCUUACACUGUUAAGUAGGAAUCGUUGAAGGUGCCACUGAAGUGGCAAUAGAGUUAUGGCCUGCAUUUUCUGUUCAGAAGUGCGAUACUCUGCGCUGAAUGACAUGGAAUUAACCUUUGUGUUGCUCAUCUUUGAAAUGUACUUCAUUCGACCUGCGCCAGGACACACUGAUUAUAUGAUACUGUCUCAAAAAUAAUCAACGGCUGAGAUUUCUUCUUCGGUGUAAUGGCAGGUGGAGGUUAUCUUUCUGCUUGUGUUUAUCAGGCCCUGUACUCCUAACGAGAAGAGUAAUGCUGAACUGUUGAUGGGCACAUCUGUUAUGUCAAUGCGUGAUCUGAGCUCAAUGGGUUAACUGUACAUUUUCAUUAAAGUGUUAAUCACUGCAGAA
Cyclopterus lumpus (lumpfish) is the source of this 2445-nucleotide messenger RNA. It is a transcript of the gene cdca7a, whose product is annotated as cell division cycle associated 7a. The record is from RefSeq and is a predicted model, not a curated record. The coding region runs from base 111 to 1292 and encodes 393 amino acids. The transcript has 10 exons. NCBI's taxonomy places the organism in Eukaryota, Metazoa, Chordata, Actinopteri, Perciformes, Cyclopteridae. Gene Ontology annotation, cellular component: nucleus. Gene Ontology annotation, biological process: regulation of DNA-templated transcription.